Molecule: messenger RNA, 2835 nt
Organism: Pocillopora meandrina
Lineage: Eukaryota; Metazoa; Cnidaria; Anthozoa; Scleractinia; Pocilloporidae
Source: the annotation of a GenBank genome assembly
CGAUCUCACACAUCAGUGGCAAAAAGUUUCAGUCUUUCAUUUUCUCAGAGGUAUAUCUACUGGCCAACCGAGAAUAGCUCUAAAAUUCUAUUUCAGAAAAUUAUAUUUGCUUUCUUUUCUUGGGUGGCUAGUUGUUUUACAAAUUUUUAGUGUAGCGAUAUUUUGUUCUUUGAGGCAAAAUUAUGAGUAUUUCCCCCUGUAUGCUCUAUAUGCAGUCGUAGAAACCAGUCUUAUUUGAUAGAAGCUUAGCUUAUGGGAAAAUCCGUGGAAGUAACUGAGGUAUUUGACGUUUUCAUUUUCUAAGUUGACCGCGUGACUGUGGGGAGUCCCCCAGUGUCAAUUUGCAUUUUAAACUUCCUCAGAUUCUCGUAUAUAUAUCGAAUUUCUUAUGCGAUUCGCUAGAAACGGCAAGAGAAGCCAAAGAUCGUCAGAGCAAGUUUGGAAAGAUAACAUUUAAUAGGCAAAAAUAUGGCUCAGGUAGGAUAAAAUUGUUGUCAAGUUAAUCGAACAUCUUUCUAACAGCGGUCUUUCAAUGAGUGAAGUUUCUUCCCACGCUGAUUGUGUCCAGUAAUAAAGUGUUUUGUUUAAAUCCAAAAGCUUAACAAACAUUCCUUUUCUUUAAUUUUUCUCUGGACAGAUAACUGAGAUCCUUUCCUGUAAUCGUAUGAUCAAAAAGGCACACAAGCUUGACCACGGAGGAAACCUCAUGAUGGCAGCUUUGCCUCACGGAGACCUUCAAAUCUCAAUAACGUUUACUGGAAGCCAUAGGAACGAACGAACAGGUAAGGCUCUCAAGAAGCUCUAGUUCAUGUACAAAAAGGCUAAUUCGGGGUGAGCAGUCAUUACAACACUUGUAGAUCGAGCGGCGUGCAAAAAUGUCAAACAUGCACUGACACGGCGUAAAGUACACGUGGAACUUAAUACAUUUCAUAUUGGCUCUGAAAUCUCAUAUCAUGAGCGUAAUCUACGCAAAAACCUACAAUGUGAAUGUAUUAUUUAUGCAUUUUAAACUCAUGUGAGAAUUAAACGCGAGUUCACCAGUCACUGAUACAUGAGGUUCAAAUUGAGCAUUCAAAAGAGCCAUCUUGGCCAUGCACUUAACUACAAUUGAUAUUAAUAACCAUUGCAAAGGUAAUAAACGUUUUCCUAACACAAGCUGAAUUACCCAAGCAUUUUGAUUGGUUCUUACUUAUGAUCUAAUGGAGGAUAGAUGCAUAAAUGACAUAUCUCACAGGUGACAAUUUUAAGUUUUUUUUUUUUUUAUCAUAUAAAACAAGUAGCUUCAAUGUACUGACCACACAAAAAGUAACAUGGAAUUUAUUUUUUAAGGCGAUCAAUUGACCUGUAUAAAGGUUGUGAAUAUUUCUUUGAAUAUUUGUGCUGGAUAUAAUAAUACAAAGAAACUCUGUGUACCCUUGUUUGUUAUUUUCUAGGCAUCACUUUAAAAUCUUACUUAGUAUAGAACCCUAUCAUUCAAACAAAAUAACAGUUUUCAGUACAGAAAUCUAUUUUAAGAAAUAACCAAGUUGUAAAGAGCCAAUUACUUGCAUAUACAAUUUGACUUUCUAUGUCUAGUAAAUUUAUUUUUUGUGUUUCUGUCUCUAGAUUUUGAAGUUGACCAAUCCCUUCAAUAUAUGGCAAAUACCUUUAGUAUUGAGUUAGAUGGCAACCUCUACUACUUGUGUGCAGAAGGGGACAAGGUGUUUCUACAGGUAAGCUAAGGCAUGCUGUACAUGUAAUUGGUAUAGAACUAUUGCCAGUGUUAUCUCUUUGCUGUAACUAGGUGGGAUGAAGUUCACAAGUGGAAUGAACUUCCCUAUACUCAAAAGAGUGGGAUGUUCUUGUUUAAAACUUUUUCUUUUAUUAGAAAAAUGGAGACCUUUAAACCCUUUUGCUUCAAGAAAUGAUUAACAUGCAACUUCUUUCUAUGAUAUACAUACAUUAUUUUGCAAACAGGUAUUGAGAAUACUCAAACUCAUCAGGUGGAGGUUGUUAUCAUGAUCUAACAACAAACUCUUGUAAUCAAUAUACAAGGAAAAGUGUAGCAGUCAGAGGGGAGAAUUAACAAUCAGAUCUUGGGAGUGAAAGGUUUAAGGCAUAGCUGUUAAGCCUUUUGCAUCCACUUAUAUACUUUCAUCCUGAGUAUACUGAAUUAAAUCUGGAAAAUUAUUCAUGGUAGAUUUGAACCAGUGUUCAGAUUAGUUUUUUAAAUUUAAAUUUAAUCUAUUCUGUUCUUCAUUUUUUGCUUCUAGAAACUGGUUGCCAAACAACCCAAUGACAAAAAAUACAUGUUUGAAGUUAAAUAUGUAAAUGACAGCAGCAAUUAUAUGUCUAUUAAAUCAAUAAAAACUGGGAAGUACCUUGCUAGUGAUGAGGAUGGCAAAGCAUUUAUGGAGGAAGUCAACCCCUCCUCAUUGGUUGAUGGUCAGCCAAUAGACAGACAAGCAUGGUUUUAUCUGCAUUGCAUGGAAACAGUGAAAAGGGAAAGAGAAAGUACCUUACACAGUUGUUACUGUGAUGGUGCAAGUCUUGACUAUUCAGUCCUGUAUCAAACUCAAGUUGAAGCUUGUUAGGUGUUAAUAAAUUGCAAUUUUAAAAUAUGUGUAGAGGAAUAAGUUAGGAGAAUUUUAAAAUUUUUUUCAAUCUUGGAACUAUUUUGCACUAGGAGUUCAAAGAUUUAUUAUUUUGUUUUUUAAACAGAGUAUAUUUAUUUGUUUUUGGGAUUAUACUUUUGAUAAGCAUUUAACAUUUUGAGAUGUAAUGAAGAAGAAAUAAGCUCAAUUGUUUUUUAAAAUUUAGACUAUUUUUCAUAAAAUAAUGCAGUAUAUUUUUUAA